AUGCAGCCGUCUAGGUGGUUGCUAGGUGUUGGUCUGUGGUUGCUAUGCAUCAUAGAGGUCAGGACUGCAACUUUUAAACUGGCUCUGAUUGGACCGUGGACAUGUGACCCCAUGUUCUCCAGAGCAAUGCCAACAGCAGCGGCUAACCUGGCAUUGUCCCGUUUACGGAGUGACAGCGGGCUGAGCCGAGGGUACUGGUACGACGUCAAACUAUUGGAUGAAGACUGCUCCGCCUCCAAAGCACUCACAGAACUUGGGGAUAUGGAGGGCUAUGGACACGCCUACAUCGGACCCUUUAACCCUGCCCUCUGCCAUGCUGCUUCCUUAUUUACUGAACACUGGGAGGCGGGGCUUGCCUCCCCAGGCUGUCUUGAUGCUGAUUGGCCAAACCUUCCACCCAUUGUGCCUCCAAGCAAAGUCCUUUUCACUGUGCUGAGGUUCUUUAGAUGGGCUCACGUUGGCAUCAUCUCAGCUCCAUCAGACCUGUGGGAGGGCACCGGACAGGAAGUAGCUUCUGCACUAAGGGCUCUGGGACUGCCGAUUGGUCCAGUGGUUACCAUGGAAACAAAGACAAAUGGCGGGCCCCGUGAGGCACUCAGAGCAAUACGAGAUGCAGACAGGGUCAAAGUGAUUAUCAUGUGCAUGUCCUCUGUCCUGAUUGGUGGAGAGGACCAGCGAGAGCUUCUAUUGGCUGCCCUGGACAUGGGGAUGGUUGCUGACGGUUAUGUGUUUAUUCCAUACGAUGCCCUGUUGUAUGCCAUGCCAUACCAGGAGAUGGUAUUUCCUCAGCUGACCAACAGCACAAAGCUUCGCCAUGCCUACAGCGCUGUCCUGACUGUAACCAUGGCAUCAGACUUAAAUUUCUAUGAAGCCUUCCGUGAAGCUCAGCUUAGUCGAGAGAUCCGCUCGGCCGUCAGCGCCACUGAGGUGUCUCCGUUUUUUGGGACCAUCUUUAACAUGGUCUACUUUGUCGCCAAAGCGGUGGAGGAGCGUCGUCAAGCAGGAGGUGGACACUGGGUGACAGGCAAUCAGCUCGUCCACUCAGACGGGGGCUUCGAAUUUCAGGGUUUCAACCAGAUGUUGUAUGGGGGAAAGGAGGGGCGUGGUCUCCAGGCCAGGUAUGUGGUGUUGGACAGCGAUGGAGACCAUCUAGUGCCGACUCACUCUCUGGCUCCGACACACACAGACGGGGUGGUUGGGGGUCUGAGACGGCUGAGUCGCUCCUUUACCUUCCCAGGAGGAAAACCCCCCUCCGCCAGCUUCUGUUGGUUUGACCCGGAUGAAGCCUGCAGUGGUGGUUUGGACUCAGCGACCAUGUUUUUUAUCUUCCUACUGCUCGUCGCUCUGAUUGCUGCCUUCCUAUUCUGGAUCAAGAAGUACAAGAGGACAGCGAACAUGACCAAACUGAUCCUAACGCUGGAUGACAUUGUCUUCAUCGACACACAAGUCAGCAGGAAGAAACUCAAUGACGAGUCCAUCAUGAGGAGUCUUCUGGAGAUAAAGACUCCAUUUAAAUCAAUCGCUCGGAGCUACAUCUUGACAACUCCUGAGAGCUCCAACAUCGGAAUACUAGAGGGUGACUGGGUUUGGCUUAAGAAGAUUCCAGCUGAGACAACGAUUACAUCUGUGAAACAAAACACUCAGAACCUGUUUCACCAGCUGAGGGACAUGAGACAUGAGAACUUGAAUCUGUACCUGGGUCUGUUCCUCGACUCUGGGAUCUUUGCUCUGGUGGUCGAACACUGUCCUCGAGGAAGUCUGGCCGACCUGCUGGCAGACGGAAACAUGAGGCUUGACUGGAUGUUCAAAAGUUCACUGCUCAUGGACCUCAUCAAGGGGAUGAAGUACCUCCACCUUCGCGGUCUCAGUCAUGGGAGACUGAAGUCCACUAACUGUUUAGUAGACGGACGCUUUGUUUUGAAAAUCACAGACUACGGACUUCCUAUGAUCCUUCACUCCCUGAGUCUGAGCAUUCAUGAAGACCCUCAAGAGUUGCUGUGGACAGCCCCAGAGCUCUUGAGGAAUCCGAUUCGAGGAGGAACAUUUGCUGGAGAUGUUUUUAGUUUCUCCAUCAUCAUACAGGAGGUUAUCUCACGCACGCUGCCCUACUCCAUGAUGGACAUGCCCGCCCAUGAGAUCGUGGACCGCCUGAAGAACCCCCCUCCUCAGUGCCGGCCCCUGGUCUCGGUGGAUGAGGCCCCUGCUGAGUGUCUCAGUCUGAUGAACGAUUGUUGGAAUGAAGAUCCGAGUAAACGACCAAACUUUGACGAGGUCUUUAAACAGUUCCGGGGCAUUAACCGGGGUAAGCGGGCGAACAUCAUUGACUCCAUGCUGCGGAUGUUGGAGCAGUACAGUUCAAACCUGGAGGAUCUGAUCAGAGAGCGAACUGAUGAGCUGGAGGUGGAGAGGAACAAGACUGAGAAGCUUGUUGGACAGCUGCUGCCAAAGUCUGUGGCUCAGGCUCUGAAGAAGGGGAAGCCGGUCCAGCCUGAGCAUUAUUCAGACAGCACUCUCUACUUCAGUGACAUUGUUGGAUUUACAACUAUUUCAGCGCUCAGUGAACCUAUUGAGGUGGUUGACCUGCUCAAUGACCUGUACACGAUGUUCGAUGCCAUCAUUGCUCUUCACGACGUCUACAAGGUGGAAACUAUCGGCGAUGCCUACAUGGUGGCUUCAGGGGUCCCAAACAGAAAUGGGAAUCGACAUGCAGCCGAAGUUGCCAACAUGUCUCUGGACAUCCUCCACUCCAUCGCUGCGUUCAAGAUCAGACACAUGCCCGAGAUAAAAGUCAAAAUACGCAUCGGCCUUCACAGCGGUCCAGUGGUUGCAGGGGUCGUUGGCUUAACGAUGCCCAGGUAUUGUCUGUUUGGGGAUACGGUGACGACAGCAUCUCACAUGGAAGCUACCGGGCUGCCCUACAGGAUCCACAUCAGUCUGAACACAGUGAAGGUCCUGACCAGUCUCAAACUGGGAUAUCACAUCGACACCAGGAAGGCUCAGGUAAAGGGAACCAUGGACACCUACUGGUUGGUGGGUCGAGAUGGAUUCAAUAAACCACUUCCUGUUCCUCCAGACUUGACCGGAGGGGCCAGUAACCACGGGAUCAGCUUGGAUGAGAUUCCCAAAGAACGCAGACAGAAGUUCCUUGAUCGACAGAAGAAGAUCAAGAAAUGAUGCCAACACUCACUCAAACACUCUCUACCUCCAGGACUGUGCUUUAACCGGCCAAAACCCAAACAGACUUCUGAACCAUUCAAAGAUUACCACUUCCUGUUUAUAGCUGAAGGAUGCUGGACUGUGAUUGGUCAGACACAUCCCUCCCUCUUUGUAGAUGUUUAGUGGAUUUCUGUGCCUAAUGUGGUCUAGAAUCAUCAGGAUUAUCCUCCACAUCAGAUUAUUGAUACAGGUGACCCACCUGAUCAACAUUUCAUUUCCUCUGUGCUGGCCCAUUGCAUGAUGGGAUAUAUCUUUUUAAUGUAGUAGUACCAAGUAUAUCUUUGCUUUUC
This is a messenger RNA of Cheilinus undulatus (humphead wrasse), 3506 nucleotides long. RefSeq names its product retinal guanylyl cyclase 2-like. The transcript is spliced from 23 exons. Gene Ontology annotation, biological process: receptor guanylyl cyclase signaling pathway; cGMP biosynthetic process; protein phosphorylation. Lineage: Eukaryota; Metazoa; Chordata; Actinopteri; Labriformes; Labridae. The record is from RefSeq and is a predicted model, not a curated record. Gene Ontology annotation, molecular function: guanylate cyclase activity; peptide receptor activity; protein kinase activity. Bases 1 to 3174 code for a protein of 1057 amino acids.